This is a messenger RNA of Atta colombica, 315 nucleotides long. Its product is annotated as mitochondrial pyruvate carrier 1-like. The transcript is spliced from 3 exons. NCBI's taxonomy places the organism in Eukaryota, Metazoa, Arthropoda, Insecta, Hymenoptera, Formicidae. The coding region runs from base 1 to 315 and encodes 104 amino acids. Gene Ontology annotation, biological process: pyruvate import into mitochondria. The record is from RefSeq and is a predicted model, not a curated record. Gene Ontology annotation, cellular component: mitochondrial inner membrane.
AUGUCUAAACGAUUGUCGAAAUCUCUGUUAACUAAAGAAACCAGAGAUUAUUUCUUAAGCACUCACUUCUGGGGCCCAUUAUUCAACUGGACGAUACCUUUAGCAGCUAUAUCUGACAUGCGAAAGCAUCCAAAAAUCAUUAGCGGCAAAAUGACUUUAGCCUUGACCCUGUAUUCCAUGAUGUUCAUGCGGUUUGCUUGGAAAGUACAACCGCGAAAUUUGUUGCUGUUCGCAUGCCAUUUCACAAACGCCGGGGCUCAAAUGACGCAAGGUUACAGAUUUAUCGAUUAUCACUACGGCCAACAGAAAGAGUAA